Limulus polyphemus (Atlantic horseshoe crab) is the source of this 2568-nucleotide messenger RNA. RefSeq names its product zinc finger protein 27-like. Lineage: Eukaryota; Metazoa; Arthropoda; Merostomata; Xiphosura; Limulidae. Gene Ontology annotation, molecular function: DNA-binding transcription factor activity, RNA polymerase II-specific; RNA polymerase II cis-regulatory region sequence-specific DNA binding. Gene Ontology annotation, biological process: regulation of transcription by RNA polymerase II. The transcript is spliced from 5 exons. Bases 633 to 2192 code for a protein of 519 amino acids. The record is from RefSeq and is a predicted model, not a curated record.
UAGUAUUUAUGACCUUACAGAUUAGAGAACAAGCUCUAUUAAAUGACAAUCAUUCUGUGGUGGGGUGUAGUUCUCUUUUGCAAGAAAAAGAAUAUCUAAGUCCUCUGCUCUCUGAGAAGAAAACAACAAAAACAUCAGGAAAAAUGUCUUGCACAAUCAUUCUGUUGCACAAUUGAAGAUAGUGUUUCCUUAGAAGAAAGAUCUUCACAUACAGUUUGUGAAUUUGAUCUCAAAAAAGAGGAGUGGGAAGAGAAUUAUGAUGAAGUACCAGAGAAAGCUGAGUUCAUAGAAGAAGCAGACAAGGAAAAUCAGACAAACUUUGGCAUCUCAUAUCUCAGUGUUGGCUGCAUGGAUUUGGUUGAAAUUUUGAAUGUGAGAACACGUUUAUCCAAGUUAAAAGUGAUGAACUUGAUGGUACACAACAACAUGAGAUUAUUUCCGAGUGUAGUGACAGCAAUGAUGAUGAUGAUGAUGAUCACCUAGAUAUUUCAAAAGAUGUUGUUUUGAGUGUGACAAAAGGAAAAGAAUUUCAAAAUGAUUUUCAACAAAUUGGCUCUGAGUUAGAAAGUUUACCUGAUACAAAGACAUAUGAGAAAAACGUGGGUGGACAUCAUCUAAAAGAACACCAGAGGAUGCAUAGUGUGGAGGAAAAACAUACUUGUGUGGUAUGUGGUAAAAUAUUUAUAGGUGAAAGUAACCUCAGAAGUCAUGAGAAGAUGCACGCUGGGAAAAAAUCAUACAGUUGUACAGUAUGUAGUAACGAUUUUGUAAGUAAACAUAACCUAAAAAUUCAUGAGAAGAUACACACUGGAGAGAAACUAUACAGUUGUGAAGUAUGUGGUAAAGAACUGGUAAGUAAGGUUGGUCUAAAUAUUCAUGAGAAGAUACACACUGGGGAGAAACCAUACAGCUGUGUUGUAUGUGGUAAGCAAUUUGCUAGUAAAAGUAACCUAAAGAGUCAUGAGAUGAUACAUACAGGGGAGAGACCUUACAGUUGUGUAGUGUGUGGUAAAGAAUUUGUAAGUAAAGGUAACUUGAAGAGUCAUGAGAAGGUACACACUGGUGAGAAACCAUACAGUUGUGUAGUGUGUGGUAAAGAAAUUACAAGUAAAGAUGGUUUAAAAAUCCAUGAGAAGAUACACACUGGGGAGAAACCAUUCUGUUGUGUAGUAUGUGGUAAAGAAUUUGCAAGCAAAAGUAAUCUAAAGAGUCAUGAGAAGAUACACACUGGUGAGAAACCAUACAGUUGUGUAUUAUGUGGGAAAGAAUUUGCUAGUAAAGGAAGCUUAAAAAGUCAUGAGAAGAUACACACUGGUGAAAAGCCAUACAGUUGUGUUGUGUGUGGUAAAGAAUUUGUAAGCAAAAGUAAUCUAAAGAGUCAUGAGAAGAUACACACUGGGGAGAAACCAUACAGUUGUGUAUUAUGUGGGAAAGAAUUUACAAGUAAUAGUUACCGAAAGUGUCAUGAGAAGUUGCACAAUGGGGAGAAACCAUACAGUUGUGUUAUAUGUGGCAAAAGAUUUGUAUGUAAAAAUUACAUAAAGAUUCAUGAGAAGUUACACACUGGAGAGAAACCAUACAGUUGUGUAGUAUGUGGAGAACAAUUUGUCAGUAACAGUUACCUGAAAAUACAUGAGAAGAUGCACACUAGGGAGAAACCAUACAAUUGUGUUGUUUGUGGAAAACAGUUUGUCAGUAAAAGUUACAUAAAGGUUCAUGAGAAAAUGCACACUGGAGAGAAACAAUACAGUUGUGUGGUAUGUGGAAAACAAUUUCGAACAAAAAGUAAACUUGAAAUACAUGAGAGGAUACACACAGGGGAGAAACCAUACAGUUGUGUAGUAUGUUGCAAAGAAUUUAUAAGUAAAAGUAACUUAAAGAGUCAUGAGCAGAUACAUACUGGGGAGAAGCCUUAUAACUGUAUUGUGUGUGGAAAACAAUUUCGAACAAAAAGUAAACUAGAAAUACACCAGAAGAUACACACUGGGGAGAAACCUUACAGUUGUAUAGUAUGUUGCAAAGAAUUUAUUAGUAAAAGUAACCUAAAGAGUCAUGAGCAGAUACAUACUGGAGAGAAGCCAUUUAGUUGUGUUGUGUGUGGAAAACAGUUUCGAACAAAGAGUAAACUAGAAAUACACAAGAGAAUACACAAUGGAGAAAAACCAUUCAAUCAUGUAAUAUAUGAUAAAUAAUGUUGAAGAACUGUUCUAUAAAGUUACCUGAGAAUACACACUGUGAAGAAGCCAUAUUAAUGUGGAAUAUAUGGAAUAGAACUUAAAUAAAUUUUGAUAUAAAAGUAUAGCAAAGAUCAUACACAGGUGAGAAACCAUACACUAAUGUGAUGUGUAGCAAGAUUUGUAAGUAAAAGUCCUAUUAAAAGGACAAAUUAGUGGGAAGAUUUUCUAAAGCUGUGUUGAACUAAAAUAUUUUAUUGAAUAUUUUCCCAAUUAGCAUUUGUGAAUAUAGUAUUAGUAACAUGCACAAAGCAACCUGUCUAAAUAGUAAUAUAACUGAUGUAAUAUACUGGUCUAAGUGUAUACAAUAUCUAAAAACAGAAUUCAUCAUUGA